Molecule: messenger RNA, 717 nt
Organism: Belonocnema kinseyi
Lineage: Eukaryota; Metazoa; Arthropoda; Insecta; Hymenoptera; Cynipidae
Product: secreted RxLR effector protein 161-like
Exons: 1
Coding region: 1-717 (238 amino acids)
Molecular function (GO): nucleic acid binding
Source: RefSeq, a predicted model, not a curated record
AUGACCUUGAACCAAACUGACUAUACUAGAAAAGUCUUAGAACGAUUCGAUAUGUCCAACUGUAAACCUCAAGAUGCACCCAUGAUUACCAGACAGGCUAGAAAUAGAAGCUUAGCAAAUGCUAAUAAAUCUAGAAAAAUAGAAGUCCCAUAUAGAGAGGCCAUAGGUAGCUUACUGUAUUUAGCAAACGUUACUAGACCUGACAUAUCGUUUGCUGUAAACCUUCUGUCUAGAAAUCAAUCCCAUCCCACUGAACAAGAUUGGAUUGACGUUAAUAGGAUUUUUAGGUAUCUUCAAGGAACAAUAGAUUUAAGCUUGACCUAUAGAGGUAUAAAGAAUAACUUAGAAAUCUAUACAGACUCUAGCUUCAAGGACAAUCCUGAUUCCACUUCUACGAGUGAAUUAGCGAUAUUCUUGUUUGGCGAUACUAUUAUGUGGAGAAGUCACAAACAAAGAAUACCCAAUUCCUCCACAUGUUCGGCCGAAUAUUUUGCCAUGAGUGAGGGUUGCCAAGAGGGUGUCUCACUAGAUAAAGCAAUUAGGGACAUGUUAGGUAAAACGAUGUAUCCCAUUACCUUACUCUGUGAUAAUAGGGCCGCUAGGGAAUGUAAUCAAAAGGAGGGAAGUCAUAAAUUGAAAGCAUUCGAUGAUGAAAUAGAUGAAAUUAGAGCAAAACUAGAAGAAAGAGAAAAAAUAGGAGUUAAAAGUAAACUUUAA